AUGGGAUCAGCUUUGAGUUUAUUCAAGUCAAAGAGAAAAGGAAGGAAGGUUAGCAAAAGAAGGUUGAGGGAGCAGUUGAAGGAGGCUCAAGAGUGUAUCGCUCGACUCCAAGAACAACUGCUGCUUGAAAAUAAGUUACUUGAUCAGUUUCCAAGUCACCAAAGUGAUAACUCGGAUACUGUAACCGAUGCAAUUGAGGCAUACUGUGGAAUGACAGAAAUGGAAAAAGAAAUUCAAACUUUGCAGAGAAAACUUUUUUUCGGAGAAGUUGCAUUGAAACUUACGCAAGAGAGAUGUCAGCUGAUGGAGAACAAUUACAACCUUCUCCGAACUAAGGAGAAAAACCUUCUCUGGCAGAGCCUAGCUUGUCAAACAAAACUACAGGAUUUGAAAUCAAAACACGAGGCCAUUCAGUUCUCACGAUCUAAAGAGGCAACCCCAGCGGCAAGAUGGCUAGCAAGCUCAUUACCUAAUCUUUACCUGUAAGAUAUAGAAAUUUAAGGAGGUGCUUUUACAUUCAUGGAAAGAAAAACGUGAAAGAAUUUGUGAAAGAAGCUAAUUGUCAAUUAGUUUCAAGGGCUACAUAGAAGAGAAGUAGCUAAAAAGAAAGAUUUGAUG
Molecule: messenger RNA, 618 nt
Organism: Pocillopora verrucosa
Lineage: Eukaryota; Metazoa; Cnidaria; Anthozoa; Scleractinia; Pocilloporidae
Source: RefSeq, a predicted model, not a curated record